AGUCCGGUACGGGGCGGGGCCAAGAUGGCGAUACCCGGGGAAGCGGAGAACCAGCGGCCAGGGUGUCCGCGGUCGUGAGGAAGGCGGCCGAGAGACGGUGUCUACUCCGUAAAUUGGAGGCGGUGGAGAGUGACGGGACUCCAGCUUUCAGGCCGCAGAGAGUGACCUGCAGUGGAGUUCUGUCCUUACAACUGGAAAACGGAGGGAGAAGGUUACUGGCUGGGUGAAACCGUUGUCCUUUGCUUGGCGGUGCUGAGGGACCAAGAGUCCAAGGCGUCCCUAGUCACCCCGGCUUUCCGGGGGCCUCAAGCCUGGAGACAUGACCCGAGAUAGCGCUCCUCCGACCCCGGGGGCGGGAGCUCCGCUGAGCGGUUCGGUCCUGGCAGAGGCGGCAGUGGUGUUCGCCAUGGUGCUGAGCAUUCACGUAACCGUGUGGGACCGAUACUCGUGGUGCGCUGUGGCCCUCGCAGUGCAGGCCUUCUACGUCCAAUACAAGUGGGAUCGGCUGCUCCAGCAAGGAGGCGCCGUCUUCCAGUUCCGAAUGUCUGCCAACAGUGGACUACUGCCUGCCUCCAUGGUCAUGCCUUUGCUCGGACUGGUCAUGAAGGAACGCUGCCAGGCUGCAGGGAACCCACACUUUGAACGUUUUGGUAUCGUCGUAGCAGCCACUGGCAUGGCAGUGGCCCUCUUCUCGUCAGUGUUGGCGCUGGGCAUCACUCGCCCCGUGCCCACCAACACUUGCGUCAUCUCGGGCUUGGCUGGAGGUGGCAUCAUUUACAUCAUGAAGCACUCGCUUAGUGUGGGUGAGGUGAUUGAGGUCCUAGAGGUCCUGCUAAUCUUCGUGUACCUCAACAUGAUCCUGCUGUACCUGCUGCCCCGCUGCUUCACCCCUGGAGAGGCAGUGCUGGUAUUAGGUGGCAUCAGCUUUGUGCUCAACCAGCUUAUCAAGCGCUCUCUGACAGUGGUGGAAAACCAGGGGGACCCAGUGGACUUCUUCUUGUUGGUAGUGGUGGUAGGGAUGGUGCUCAUGGGUAUCCUCUUCAGCACCCUCUUUGCCUUCAUGGACUCAGGCACCUGGGCCUCCUCCAUCUUCUUCCACCUCAUGACCUGCGUGCUGGGCCUUGGUGUGGUCCUGCCCUGGCUGCAUCGACUCAUCCGCAGGAAUCCCUUGCUCUGGCUCCUUCAUUUCCUCUUCCAAACAGAUACCCGCAUCUACCUCCUAGCCUAUUGGUCUCUGCUGGCCACCUUGGCCUGCCUGGUAGUGCUGUACCAGAAUGCAAAGCGAUCAUCUUCUGAAUCCAAGAAGCACCAGGCCCCCACCAUCGCCCGGAAGUAUUUCCACUUCAUUGUGGUAGCCACCUACAUCCCAGGUAUCAUCUUUGACCGGCCACUGCUCUAUGUGGCCGCCACUGUAUGCCUGGCAGUCUUCAUCUUCUUGGAGUAUGUGCGCUACUUCCGCAUCAAGCCCCUGGGCCACACUCUGCGGAACCUCCUGUCCCUCUUCCUGGAUGAACGAGACAGUGGACCACUCAUCCUGACCCACAUCUACCUGCUCCUGGGCGUGUCUCUUCCCAUUUGGCUGGUCCCCAGACCCUGUACACAGAAGGGUAGCUUCGGGGGAGCAAGGGCCCUAGUCCCUUACGCUGGCGUCCUGGCUGUGGGUGUAGGCGAUACUGUGGCCUCUGUCUUUGGCAGCGCCAUGGGAGAGAUCCACUGGCCUGGAACUAAAAAGACUUUCGAGGGGACCAUGACGUCUAUAUUUGCCCAGAUCAUUUCUGUAGCUCUGAUCUUAAUCUUUGACAGUGAAGUGGACCUAAACUACAAUUAUGCUUGGAUUUUGGGGUCCAUCAGUACUGUGUCCCUCCUAGAAGCGUACACCACACAGAUAGACAAUCUCCUUUUGCCUCUCUACCUCCUGAUAUUGCUGAUGGCCUAGUUGUUGUGCAGCAGUAGUGAUGGAGGAGACAGGAACAUGGGGAGUGUGAAUGGCCCCCACAGCAGCCAGCCACUUGGGUAUGAAGAGCCAAGGGGUGAAAAGAAGAUUGGACUUUUGGGUUGGUUCAAAUUUAAAAUAAAAAUCAAAGCUUUCUUGGUUUUAGUUUUGCUAAUGUUAAAAAAAAAAAAACGCUUAAAGAAUAGUGCAGCAGCUCAAAGAAUUCGAGUGUGCUGCAGACCCCCUCCCUCCACACACACACACACCUAGCAGUCCUCAGAAGGGGCAGGAGUGGACACCGGAGGGAGGAAGUAGAGCAUAGGGGUUAAUGCUUCAGGUUCUGGUGUCAGACUAAUCUGGUUAGAAUCCUUGGUUGUGGCACUUAACUGUGUGGACUCAGUUCUCCUGUCUGCAAGAUGAGAAUUAACAGCGCAUAUCUCAUGGGGGUGUUGUGAGGAUCCAGUGAGAUGAGAUAUGUAAAGUGUCCAGUCCAGGGCACGAUGAGCAAUCAGUGCGGGAAAGUGUCAUUAUAACCUGAGACCAGGUUCAUCGUAGCAAAAAAGCCAUGCGAGCCAAGGGGGCUU
Messenger RNA from Loxodonta africana (African savanna elephant), 2517 nucleotides. It is a transcript of the gene DOLK, whose product is annotated as dolichol kinase. Gene Ontology annotation, cellular component: endoplasmic reticulum membrane. The transcript has a single exon. The record is from RefSeq and is a predicted model, not a curated record. Gene Ontology annotation, biological process: dolichyl monophosphate biosynthetic process. Gene Ontology annotation, molecular function: dolichol kinase activity. Bases 320 to 1936 code for a protein of 538 amino acids. NCBI's taxonomy places the organism in Eukaryota, Metazoa, Chordata, Mammalia, Proboscidea, Elephantidae.